ACGCGUCAUUUUUGGAUAGUGUAGUGAGUGAUCUAGUAUGUACUCUAAUCUAGUGGUAUAUAAAAAUUGAAACAUAUGAUUCAUUUUUUUCUAAUUUUAUAGUAUAGUAGUGUAUUUGUUUGCUGCCACAAAAUACGAAACGUGUGUAACUUUUGUCGUUGCAAAGGUGUAACUUGAAUGAACAAAAAAACCUACACAAAUGUUGCAAUAAUGAACUCAUUAUUUUAUUAUUUGCUUUUUGUACUAUGAUACUUGAUAGUUUUCUAUAACAAUGUCUAAACGAUCUGAGGAAAGGAUUACAGAUGAUUAUCGUUUGUCUGCCAAACGAAAAAAAAUUGAUACUCCUGAUGACGAAACUCUGGAAUAUCACAAAGCACAGAAAAAGAUCCUUGCAAACAAAAAUUCUCACAAUGAUGAUCCUUGGGGUGACGAUUUUGACGAAGAACAAAUCGAGGAAAUGGAUCUAAUUGCUUCUCAAGCUUGUGUACAGGAAGCUAACGUGUCAAAUAAUUUGAAACUAUUUGAACAUGAUCCGAAUUUAAUAAAAUUUGGUUCUUCAGAAAGAGCUGCAACUGCUUAUAAUGAAACUUCUUGUUCCAAAUUAUCAUGGGCUGUACAAAAGCCUAAGUUACGGUUGCUGAAAAAGACUGUACAGACUAUAAGUCAAAAUAGUCAAGAUGUAACCGAGAUUAACUAUUCUCAGUUCAGAAAGAAAUUAAUGCAUAAAGAAGAUCAUAAUUCAACUUUUCAGAAAGACCUCAUUGUACAAGAUGAUAAAGAGUUAGAAAAAUUGAAAACUGACAACAGAAAACUAUUAAAUGACUUUAUAACAAAAGAUGGCGAAACUACAUUUCUACGGCAGCAACUACAACAAGCUCAGUUACGAAUUGAAAAUGAAAAAUUAGAAAAAACACGUUUAAUUGAAGAACAAGCCAAUCAAUAUAGAUCCGAGAUCAACAAAAUUUAUAAACAAAAGGAACAACUAAAGACGCAGUUAGAAUUACAAAACCUAGAAGUAGGAAAUCUUCAGGAACGUUACAAAUUGUUAGAAUCUAGAAAUAUUAAAUUGAAGGAACCACAAAUAUUAUGUAUGAACGCUUCUGUUGAUAAAUGUAAAUAUGCUACCCCAAUAAAUUGGACCACAAACGCGAAUAGAAUUAUAAAAGGGAAAGAAGCAUGUGUACAAACUAAUAUUUACAAGAAAAGUGAUUAUCAACUUAAGACAUAUAAUACUUAUUUUCCUCUUGCAAGAAUUUCAGAGUUGACCUUUGGAACAUCACUACCAGAAAAAUCCAUUGUUAAUAUUAAAGUCAUAGAAAAGACUGGUAAAAGAAAUUUACCUAUUUUACAAGAAGAAGAAACAUUUCGAAUUUUUGAAAACCCAGAAUUAGUGAAACCAGUAGUUACUACAGUAAAUGGAAAAAGAUUGACAACAGAAUUUGUUUUAUUUGAGGUUGCAGUCAUUGAAAGGAGAGUUGAUACCGAGAUAGAAUCAGAAAGAUGUAUACCAAUAAUCAACAAGUUGGUUUUAACUACAAGAGAAUUAGUAUUGAAUAUUAUGACAGUUCUGGAAACAAUUUUUCAAGCUAUGAAAAAUGAUGAUAUUCGGGAUAUGAACGAUUUAUAUUUUUCUGCGGUUUAUAAAGAUCACAAUAUAUGUAUUGAAUCUGAAUGCGAAACAGAUGCAUGGCAUGAAAGAGAACGUGGUAUCGAAGCUAAAAGAUUGCUCGAUAUACUUUCGUACAUUAGUAUUGAAUCAUCAUAUUUAAGUAAUUAUGUAGCAGGAAAGUCACAAUUACUUACAAGCAAUGAUGAAUGUUACAAUCAUUACCUGCAAGAAAUGACACGAUAUAAUACAUGGCCAAAGAAAGGUCAUGAAUUUGAAAUGCUUGAAAUUAUCUUAGAAUGUGUUACUUUAAUAGAACGUGUUAGAAGAUCUCAUCAAUUUACAGGUCUUAUAAAUGCAAUUGUAAAACUACUGUGUAAUGUGCAACAGAAAGUGGGCUACUGUGAUAAAGGAUUAGAAUAUAUCUAUCUCAUAUUCAAAGAACUUGUAUUUUCGAGACCAUUGCCACUUUGUUAUGUUUCAUUAGCAAAUUUUAUAAUGGUCUUCAGUAAAUGUAGCCUGUUUGUAUCAAAACUUUGCACAAAUUCGCAGUUAAUGACGAUAAAAAGAUGGAAAGGAGUAUUACACUUUACCCCAGAUGCUUGUGUCUUACAAAUUUUUAUGGCACAAGUGGAACAUUUUGAUCCAGACUUUCUCACUAUAGUAAACAUGACAUAUGCAUUAAUAUCAUCUGUAUGGCAUAUCCUACAGAAGAAUAAUUUAUUAAGAAAUGAAAGUUCAGGAUCUUGUAACUGCUAUACAAAAUUACUACAAUUUAUAAUUAAUAUGUUAAAAAAAUGUUCUGAAAGCAAAUUAGAUAUAAUUGAUAAUACUGAGACACAAGAGUUAUUUUACUUUUCUAAAAAGUGUUAUAUCUUGAAGAGAAUUAAUUACAAAGAUCAUACACGUCAGAUAAGAUAUAAUAAACAGAAUGUAAAGAAAGAUUUGGCAGAAACAUAUUCAGAAAAGUUAGAUUGUAAUUUUUUGUGUAAUAUUAAAAAGAUUCAUUACAAAGUAUUGAGACAAGGCAUCAGAUUUUUAUGUCAUCUUGCGAUUUGUGAUCCUGAUUUUGUCAUUCGUUUUUCUAAUAUUGAAGAUUCAUUUCAUUUAUUUAUACAAAACAUCGCCUUUUUUGAUGAUUUGAUACUUCAAGAAAAUGAGCGAGAAGCAUUAGAUCGCAUAAAAACCACGUUCAUCAUCGAUAAAGGUAUACAAUACGAAACUGAAACACAUUGUGAAAAUACACAUGUUGGUCAAUUACAUAUGACAAAUUUUAAAAAGAAAGUAAUUCCUACAGCUGAGAGGAAUAACCACACUGGACCUAUCGAAAAUUAUAAUAGAGCAUAUAUGGCUAUUAAAACAUUGUAUAAUUCUAAAUAUAUAUACAGGAACAAUUAAAUAUACUAACUUUUCAAAACUGC
Messenger RNA from Vollenhovia emeryi, 3027 nucleotides. RefSeq lists its product as uncharacterized. The transcript is spliced from 13 exons. Lineage: Eukaryota; Metazoa; Arthropoda; Insecta; Hymenoptera; Formicidae. Bases 272 to 3004 code for a protein of 910 amino acids. Gene Ontology annotation, biological process: DNA damage checkpoint signaling; DNA repair. The record is from RefSeq and is a predicted model, not a curated record.